AUGCUGAUAUGCCACCCAAAUGACUCAACUAUUACUGCAGUUUGGAAGGACCUUAACAAGCAUUUUGAGCUCAAAGACCUUGGUCACGUCAGUCACUACCUUGGAAUUGAGAUCGAGAGAAGCGGGGAUAAUCGCUUUCUUCUUCACCAGCGGAAUAGGAUCACCAGCCUACUGGAGAAGUACAAGCUUGGAGAAGCUAAAGGCUGUGCCAUCCCUAUGGACGCGGAUUAUCCGAAACUCACUGGGGAUGACGACGUACUGCAGAGCAACGAGAUCUAUCGUCAAGCAGUUGGAGAGCUCUUGUACCUGAGCACGACAACCCGCCCGGACAUAGCGUGUGCAAUGGGGUACCUGUGCCGACAUGUCAGUAAGCCCCGCCAGCGCGACUGGACCGCCGUUAAGAAGGUAUUUCGGUACCUCAAGUACACGUUGAAUUGCAAGCUGCAACUGUCUGGGGAGGGAGGUGCAAGAUUGGUAUGCUACGCAGACGCAGACUGGGCAGGUGACGUCAAGGACCGUAAAUCAACAAGCGGCUACUUCAUUAGUCUAGGAGGAAGCCCUGUUUCGUGGUCUAGCAGGAAGCAGACAUCCGUAGCCCUUUCAUCAACAGAGGCUGAAUACGUCUCAGCGGCGCAUGCCUCACAGGAAGUGCUGUGGCUGCGACAGUUGCUCAUCGACUUCGGCCACAGCAUGGACGAGCCGACGUGUUUGCUCGAAGACAACUAG
Molecule: messenger RNA, 726 nt
Organism: Ornithodoros turicata
Lineage: Eukaryota; Metazoa; Arthropoda; Arachnida; Ixodida; Argasidae
Exons: 1
Coding region: 1-726 (241 amino acids)
Source: RefSeq, a predicted model, not a curated record